This is a messenger RNA of Liolophura sinensis, 2391 nucleotides long. RefSeq names its product cytochrome c oxidase assembly factor 5-like. Lineage: Eukaryota; Metazoa; Mollusca; Polyplacophora; Chitonida; Chitonidae. The transcript is spliced from 5 exons. Bases 304 to 564 code for a protein of 86 amino acids. Gene Ontology annotation, cellular component: mitochondrion. The record is from RefSeq and is a predicted model, not a curated record. Gene Ontology annotation, biological process: mitochondrial respiratory chain complex IV assembly.
GGCUGCGCCCAGUUGACAGGUGCCGGAACUGUAAAGUGUCGUUAGCUUAUCAAUAUUUAUCUCUCAUCGUGUAGUGAAAGAGUUGUCAACUUUACGUGUCUAGUUAGUAGCUAACAAUUGGACAAAUAGUGUAAUUCAUAUUUUUUUUUUUACAAGAAAAAGGUAUAUAGCCCGUGGUGUCGAAAACUGGUGUCUGCAAAACUACUUUGCUAGCUUUUGAUAGCUGUGGGAAUCCUUGUAUAUCAGACAUCAGGAUGGGCUCGAGGAAGCUUUACUAAGCUGUACAUACUACAUGUACAUACAAUGCCGAAAUAUUAUGAAGAUAAAGAAGAUGUGGACAAGAAGCCUAAAGUGGCUUGUUCUGGUCUAAGGGACGACCUGAAAGAAUGCUUAUUAAAGAGUGACUGUGUUAGAGUGCAUGGUAAAACACCAAAGGAAUGUUUGAUGUUGAAAAAUGACCCAAAUAUCCCAGAAGAGUGCUACAGCCUGAGAAGGGCAUUUUAUGAGUGUAAACGGUCAUUGCUGGAUAUGAGAACACGGUUUAGAGGAAGGAAAGGCUAUUGAUGUGUGUACAGUAGAAAGGCUACUCAGUACUGAUCUGUGUGAACAUGUGCAGGAUGCAGUUAUGUGGGGCACCACCUGUUGUAGCAGAAAUUUGGCAACAAGACUCUUCAGUACAUGUGUAUGUAUGUUUAACCACAGUGUGUAUCACUGGCGAUAAUAUACACUGUAUUAUUUAAAAUUAAUCAAGGGAAAGAGGACAUUGUAAUUUUAUCCGUAGUUGUAAAGACAUCUAGCUGUGAAGUGAAGGUAAAAUAUGGUGCUGUCUACAGACUGAUAGAUCAGGAGGCAUUUUCUACCUGUGUUUUGUGUUGGUUAAGACUGAUGAUUGGGGUUGUUUUUUUUGUUUUUGUUUUUUUUUACAAGAAUAAAUCUCACAUAGCCUGUGAGUUUAUACUGUCUAGUUGAAACACUGGCUAAAAAAAAUCUUAGGUAUCUGUACUAAUCUUUCUUGUUUAGACUUGAAGCCUUGGUGUUUUGUUGAAUGGUCACAUUGUAUACAUCUGUUUAAAGGUGUAUCUUCCAGUGCAUUAAAUGGAAAAUUCUAAAAAAAAAAAAAAAAGAUCAGUGAAUCCAACUGUGUAAUAUAAAAGCAGCAAUGAUGAGUUAUGGCUCAGUUGGUUAGUCCGCUAGCGCAGCGUAAUGACUCAGGAGCCUCACACCAAUGCGGUUGUUGUGGGUUCAAGUCCAGCUCAUUCUGGCUUCCUAUCCGGUUGUAAGUGGGAAGGUCUGCAGCAACCUGCUGAUGGUCGUGGGUUUCCCCGGGGCACUGCCCGGUUUCCUUCCACCAUAAUGCUGUUCGCUGUCGUAUAAGUGAAAUAUUCUUUAGUACAGCGUAAAACACCACUCAAAUAAAUAAAUGAAUGAUGAGUUAUAUUCGUUUUGGCACCUCUCUUGGUGUGAAAUUGUCUUGAAUUUCACCCAUGCAAGCCUGGUCAUCGCCUUUCCAGCUCCUGGCUGUCAUGACAAUCACCUAAUAGCAUGAUACCUAAUUGCAACCAUAAGCCAGCAAUAAUGGCAGCACAUCAUGAAAUCCUGCAUGGCUAUUGUUGAUUCUCAUACAUGAUAGGGUCAGACGGCACUUUAGUGGCCAAAUUGUAAGGAGACAGACUAAGCACUGGUGGGCAAAAUGGGACUGGGUGGGGUAUCAUGUCUGGUGUUUUCAGCAUACCAUUCCAGUAUAUUAAGGCAUCCCUAUGAAUAUGUCAGUAUUACUGGGACUGGCCGGAUAAAAAAGCAGACUGGUAAUACCAGCACGUAUAUCUUAGACUUUACUCAUUAACAGUAAAGUAUGAAGAUUCAUCCAUUGAUAUCAGGAGCGUAGCUACAAGGAAACACUGUCAAACAAUAGCAAGUGAAGAAAUUACACAUAUAUAAACUCAACAAUAAUACACACGCAAAUAGCAAUUUUAUAUUGUUUUCUCAAAGUAUUGAAUAAUGUGUUAACUCAACAAGUAAGUAUUCAUUAUCAGGUGUGGCUUCAAAGCCUGAGAACAGAUUGGUCAGUAAUCACAGUUCAUGCUCUUCACAAUGCUAAACUUUCGUGUUGUGAACUGUGAUUACCGACCACUCACGCUACCAUAGAUCCUGGAUUACUGCCCUAAAAUCGGAAAAUCUGGUGGAAAUUGAAGCCACAAUUGAUAGUAAUACCUACACUUGUAAGGGGGUAUUGUUGAGUUAACACGUUAUAAAAUUCAAACUCAAAAACGAUAUAAAAUUGCUUUGUGCAUGUAUAUUUUUGUAGAGUAUGCUUAAAAGGACAGUGACUAUGAACAUUUUCUGAAAUCAAAGUGCACGUAGAUCUAUUAAAGUAAUUUUCUAUGCUUUGGA